AUGGCUAGUUGGCAGAAACCUAAGAAUCCAUCGACGACAGUGCCCGUACAGUCCCUCUGGCGUCAGAAGUCCUUCGCAAAUGCUAUUAGAGGAGAGAACUCGAGCACUGCGAGCACGGCGCCGAGCAGUACGCAGCACGCAGAUGUAGCGCAGCUCUUAUCGGCAAAUGCUGUGCCCGUUUCGCGCCUCAGUCCAACGAGUAGACGAGUGAGCCCCGAGCAAAACUCCGUCUCAUCUGGCUUAAACCUCCUCAACGUUCAGCCUUCGUUUAAUCAUCUAGAAACUCUACAGCAGCGACUCGCGGAAACGCAAAGAAAUCUCAGGGAGAUAGAUGGCGCUAUUCACAAACUGGACAGUAUGCUUCACGAAGAUCGACCCAAACUGGAACUUGAGUCGCUAGAAAAGACAAGAGCAGUUUCGUCGGAACAAGCGGAAACACUGCGAAAAGCAGCUCUUUCGUUGGAACGCGAAGUACGCCGCUCGCAGCACUUGAAGGAAUUGACGGAAGAAAUCAACGACGACUCAGACGACCUUUUCAACUUGAUUGAGUUGGAGCGCGUGAAGAAUGCAGAGGAGUACGAGCAGCAGCUUCGCCAGGAGCAGAACAACUCUCCCUCGACAUCGUCAACUUCGUCGAGCUCCGAAAAUGAUUCCGAUCGACCAAGCAACACCACGCCCGAGCCGAGCAGAACGCCUACUAUGUUUAACGUGAACGCAAGCGAGUUCAAGCCGUCAACCAAAAGUCCGAAAACGUCGGAGCCUUCAAGUCAUGUUAACUUCCAACAACUCGACCCUUCUACGCAAAAAGUGACUUACCACCAGCCUGGCUUCACGUUGUUUUACCCCAUUCGACCCCCAAUGUCAAAUAAUGUGGUUUGUGUGCCCGAAGAGGCGUCGACGAUUGGACAGAUCGUCGGACCUGGCAUCUGA
Molecule: messenger RNA, 930 nt
Organism: Oikopleura dioica
Lineage: Eukaryota; Metazoa; Chordata; Appendicularia; Copelata; Oikopleuridae
Source: the annotation of a GenBank genome assembly